This is a messenger RNA of Archocentrus centrarchus (flier cichlid), 2264 nucleotides long. It is a transcript of the gene gfra4a, whose product is annotated as GDNF family receptor alpha 4a. Bases 203 to 1525 code for a protein of 440 amino acids. The transcript is spliced from 8 exons. Gene Ontology annotation, biological process: nervous system development. Gene Ontology annotation, molecular function: signaling receptor activity. The record is from RefSeq and is a predicted model, not a curated record. NCBI's taxonomy places the organism in Eukaryota, Metazoa, Chordata, Actinopteri, Cichliformes, Cichlidae. Gene Ontology annotation, cellular component: external side of plasma membrane; signaling receptor complex.
GUCUGCUUAAAAAAUGAUGUUCUGCUCCGCUUAUGUUUUUUCACGCAGUGCUGUGGAUUCCGGCGUCAGCGUAAGUGGACAGUCAUCACUUGAGAAAUAGCUGCGAUUUUUUUCGCUCUUAAUUUCGGUGCCAGUUUCAACAAACAGCGGGCUUUUAUUCUCGCACGCCGUCACUCGCCCAGGAUUGCAUCCAUUUGAAUUAAUGUCGCACUCCAUAAUGGACUUCCUCGGACUGUACUUUUUACAGCUGGCUCUCAUUGGAGUCCCACGUAUGGCCCUCUCUGUGGGCGGGAGGGACUGUCUGCGUGCUGGAGACACCUGUUCCAGCGACGACACCUGCAGCCCACGACUGCGCACCCUCAGGCAGUGUGUGGCAGGGGAUGGCAGUGUGAAACUGGGGCCUGGGGCGCGAAACCAGUGUGAGAACGCCAUGACGGCACUUCUGUCCACCCCUCUGCAUGGCUGCCAAUGUAAACGAGGCAUGAAGAAGGAGAAGAACUGCCUGAGUAUCUACUGGAGUCUGCAUCAGUCUGUGCUGCACGGACUGAGCCUGGUGGAGAGCUACCCCUAUGAACCAGAGGAGAGGGGCACAGACUAUGUUCGUCUGGCCUCCAUCGCUGCAGAGUCUGAAGUGACGACAGUGAACCGCUGCCUGGAUGCUGCCAAGGCGUGUAACAUAGACGAGACGUGUCAGAAGCUUCGCACCGAGUACGUCUCGUCCUGCAUCCAGCCGUCAGCCCGCUCGGGGCCGUGUAACCGAGCAAAGUGCAACAAGGCGCUGAGGAAGUUCUUUGACCGCGUCCCCCCUGACUACACUCACGAACUGCUGUUCUGUCCGUGCACCGACACGGCCUGCGCAGAGCGCCGCAGGCAAACCAUCGUGCCGUCCUGCUCCUACGAAGACAAGGAAAAGCUCAACUGCCUCGCUCAGCUGCGGAUCUGCAAGGCAGACUAUGUGUGCAGGUCUCGCUGGGCACAGUUCCAGUAUGAUUGCCAACCCUCCGAGCAGAGCGCCAGUGGCUGCAAGCAGGAGAACUACGGAGCAUGUCUACUCGCAUACACCGGCCUGAUAGGAAGCACAAUAACUCCCAACUACCUUGACAACUCCACAUCCAAUGUGGGACCCUGGUGCUCCUGCGCAGCGAGUGGCAACCACAGGGAACAAUGCAACGACUUUCUGACUUUUUUCCAUGACAACAUCUGCCUGAAAAAUGCGAUUCAGGCCUUUGGAAAUGGAUCGGAUGUGAAAACAGGCGCCAGCCAGCCCGGGGUGCCCAGUCCAGCAACGGACAACCAUAGCCCACACUUGGCAACCACUGCCCCAGGCAUCUCUAUGGAAACAGAGCAGAACAUCCUGCGAGCACAGAUACCUACUCAGGUAAACGAGAAUGACAGAUUGUGGGGCGUCGAGGGAGACUCCACUCUUCCCUCUCCGGGCCUUUUGGACCACGGAGCUGAGCCUGUCCGCCUCUCCAUGCUGCUGCUGGGCCUGGCUUUGAUGCUCCUGGUGCUCUCCUGUCCAUAAGAGGCCUCGGUUACCUGGCCUCCAAAGACAAAUGUCAAGAUCCAAGGGGGAAGGGUUGGGGCGCAAGAGAAAAAACAGCCAUUUUCUAUGUGUCAAGUGACGAUGAGGGAAAGGGUCAACUUUGUCCUACCCUGCUGCCCUCUCCCUCUCUGUCAUAAAAAUCACACUUAAUUUCUAUUUGUGAAUCAUGACUCAGAGCUGAUGUGUUGUGCAGCCCACACCUUUGCGAAGACCAUCUGAGAGGGCGCCACUACGGCACCAUAGGGGGGAUAAACGGGAAGCACACACACCUCAUUUCCUGCUUCAUGCCUGCCCAAACACAAACUUUUCCACACAACACAGACACGCACACACACACACAAAGACACACAAACACGACAAACAGACUUCACUAAUUUGAUAAUAACAUCCAAACUACAGUGAAAAUGGCCAGCGAGAUCAGAAGGUGUACAGCGAAAGACACUGAAGACGCAGUGCAGGAAAACUAUUAAAUAUAUACAUAUAAAACAGCACAACUUUUUUUUUUUUUUUUUGUCCUUGAACAUUCCUUGAUGUAAAAGAAAAAUAUUAAGUGUUACGACUUUUCUCUCACAUGAACUGUGAUGACGUGUUACACAUAAUUUAAGCUGGAGCGUGCGUGUGUGCGUUCGCCCACGCGCAGCACUCCGCCCAUUCAGCUUCGCUCUUUAUUUUGAAGGCACAGAUUAAAUUUGAACCAAUCAUUUUGUUACCCAGAAUG